Molecule: messenger RNA, 2921 nt
Organism: Cyprinodon tularosa
Lineage: Eukaryota; Metazoa; Chordata; Actinopteri; Cyprinodontiformes; Cyprinodontidae
Product: metal transporter CNNM4
Exons: 8
Coding region: 47-2872 (941 amino acids)
Biological process (GO): magnesium ion homeostasis; magnesium ion transport
Cellular component (GO): plasma membrane
Molecular function (GO): sodium ion transmembrane transporter activity; magnesium ion transmembrane transporter activity
Source: RefSeq, a predicted model, not a curated record
UUGGAUGGGGGGCCGGAGGGGGGCGGAGCCUCUCCAACAUGAGUAAAUGACGUCAGCUCCCGGGUCGCCGAGCAGAGAAACAAACAUGGCGACAGAAUGGAGCGGCCAGCAGGGUUACGCUCUCACCGUCAUUAUCUGCCUGUGGAGCGCGGUGGGCGGCCGGACGGAGACCGCAGCGGCGGCUGGAUCCGCCCGGGUCAGCGGCGGGAGCCAGGUGCUCGGCAUGCGGGUGGAGAGGAGCGACAAGCCGUCCAGCACCAAUGACGACGGUGUCAUCCAGGUGACCGAGGAGAGCACCGUCCUGCUCCGGUUCUACGGGGUGCAGCUCCACUCGGGCGCCUGGACGCAGAUCCGCUUCACGGAGGUACCGGAGAGCGGCGGGGAGGAAGAGGAGGAGGAGGAGCAGGAGGAGGCGGUCUCCGCGGCCAGGGGAGGCAGCGGCAUGAUGGACACGCCGGAGCGGACAUGUGUGGACUUUACAAAGGACAUCAAAGUCGGGAGCUACAUGAACGUGUCCAGCCGGGGAACCUCCGGGCUGCUCAGCGUGCGCGUUAAGCCGCUGCGUAAAAGCGAGCCGCAGAAGGAGUACGCGCUGUGCACGCUGAGCCAGGAUGGCUCCAGGUGGCUGAUGCUGGGGGAGAACGACGGCAGGGUGCUUGUGGUGGAGGAGAAGAAGUCCCUGCUGCCCAUGUGGCUGCAGGUGAUCCUGAUCUCCUGCCUGCUGGUGCUCUCCGGGAUGUUCAGCGGCUUGAACCUCGGGCUCAUGGCGCUGGACCCCAUGGAGCUGCGCAUCGUCCAGAGCUGCGGCACCGACAAGGAGAAGAAAUACGCCAGGAAGAUCGAGCCUAUCCGCAGUAAGGGGAACUACCUGCUCUGCUCCCUGCUGCUCGGAAACGUCCUGGUCAACACCACCCUCACCAUCCUCCUGGAUGACCUGAUCGGCUCCGGCCUGGGCGCGGUGGUAGCCUCCACCAUCGGCAUCGUUAUCUUCGGGGAGAUCGUCCCUCAGGCGCUGUGCUCCCGCCACGGACUGGCGGUGGGAGCCAACACCAUCAUGGUCACCAAGCUCUUCAUGCUCCUCACCUUCCCGCUCUCCUUCCCGGUCAGCAAGCUGCUGGACGUCCUGCUGGGUCAGGAGAUCGGCACCGUGUACAACCGGGAGAAGCUGGUGGGGAUGCUGCGGGUCACGGAGCCCUACAACGACCUGGACAAGGAGGAGCUGAACAUGAUCCAGGGAGCCCUGGAGCUCCGCAACAAGACGGUGGAGGACGUGAUGACCCCGCUGGCCAACUGCUUCAUGAUCCAGGCGGACGCCGUGCUGGACUUUAACACCAUGUCGGAGAUCAUGGAGAGCGGCUACACGCGCAUCCCCGUGUUCGACGAGGAGAGGUCCAACAUCGUGGACAUCCUGUACGUCAAGGACCUGGCGUUCGUGGACCCGGACGACUGCACCAACCUGAAGACCAUCACCAAGUUCUACAAUCACCCGGUGCACUUCGUGUUCCACGACACCAAGCUGGACACCAUGCUGGAGGAGUUCAAGAAAGGUAAAUCCCACCUGGCCAUCGUCCAGAAGGUGAACAACGAGGGGGAGGGGGACCCUUUCUACGAGGUGCUGGGACUGGUCACCUUAGAGGACGUCAUCGAGGAGAUCAUCAAGUCAGAGAUCCUGGACGAGUCGGACCUCUACACCGACAACAGAAACAGGAAGAAGGUGGACCCCCACAAAAACAAGCCAGACUUCUCAGCCUUCAAGCAGGACGGCGACAGUAAAGUGAAGAUAACACCUCAGCUCAUGUUGGCGGCACAUCGUUUCUUAGCCACAGAGGUGAACUUGUUCAGCCCGUUCCAGAUCACAGAGAAGGUCCUGCUGAGGAUCCUAAGACACCCACAGGUCAUUCAGGAGCUCAAGUUUAACGAAAAUGACAAGCGAUCGCCGCAGCACUUUCUCUACCAGAAGGGGAAACCUGUUGAUUACUUUGUACUCAUCCUGCAGGGUCGGGUGGAGGUGGAAGCUGGAAAUGAGAACAUGAAGUUUGAGACCGGCCCGUUCUCCUACUACGGGGUCAUGGCUCUGAGCUCUUCAUCGCUGGCUGUCACGCCUCCUCUCUCUCCAUCAGUGGCGUCCCCCCCACCACGACGCCUUUCUCUUAAGAGGUUUUCUGUGUUCUCUCGUUUCCCAGAGUUUCGCUCUCCGUCGCACGCGGGGAACCUGAACCGCUCGGCGUCUCUGAGCUGCACCGAACGCGCUCAGGAGAGCGGCUCUAUGAGCGGGAGCAACACUCAGAUCCCAGGAACCCCGUUCCAGUACAUCCCAGACUUCAGCGUUCGAGCUCUGGCUGAUCUUCAGUACGUCAAGGUCACCCGCGCUCACUACCAGAACGCUCUUCUGGCGUCCAGGUUGGACAGCACGCCGCAGUCUCCAGAGGGCAGCCACGCCUGCUUGGAUAUUUCCAUUUCCUUGCCUCCAUUGACGCCCCCAGAAACAAAAACCCCGCUGGCUCUGGCCACGCCCCCUGGCAAGCACCCGUCACCCAACUCCCAGCCCACGCCCCAGAGCGCCCGCGCCUCCUUCACCGUGGGCUCCGCCGGCCGCAGGUCGAGCCAGGUCUUACCCCAGGCCACGCCCCCUCCGAGCAACCACACCCCUCCCUCCUGUGUGGGCGCGCUGCCAUGUGCUCUGAAACCUGCUGUGGGCUCAUCGCUUCCUUCCAAACCUCAGCAUUCCCCGCCGUCCGACAGCGGACCGGGAGAGACCACCACUCUGCUCAGUGAGCAGCCGAACUGCGCGGGCCUCCGCCGGCCCAGUUACACCCAGUCCUCCCAACAUGUCCACACCAUCAGUCACACACACACUGAAAGCACCAUUUAACUUCAGAGAGCUGUCUGUUCCAUACCUUGCACUACUAAAAAAAAAACAA